This is a messenger RNA of Cheilinus undulatus (humphead wrasse), 4392 nucleotides long. It is a transcript of the gene amacr, whose product is annotated as alpha-methylacyl-CoA racemase. Gene Ontology annotation, cellular component: mitochondrion. Gene Ontology annotation, molecular function: alpha-methylacyl-CoA racemase activity. The transcript has 7 exons. The coding region runs from base 499 to 1647 and encodes 382 amino acids. Gene Ontology annotation, biological process: bile acid metabolic process. The record is from RefSeq and is a predicted model, not a curated record. NCBI's taxonomy places the organism in Eukaryota, Metazoa, Chordata, Actinopteri, Labriformes, Labridae.
UGGUGGAGUUGUUUUCUGUAUAAAAUAGGGGACAAUGUGGGGUUUGCUGGUUGAGCUGGUGAACUUACAUCUUUGUCUAGACCAAAGUACGCCAGAGUCGAACCGGUAGGCAACAUGUAGAGCUUAAAUUCACAUUUUUUCCGUAUUCUUUAGAGUGAUACCAUACGUAUCCACCAAAAAUAUAACCAAACUUAGCGUAAUAACUAAAUGCAGCUGCAUAAUCAACGUGUUAGCCUUAACCACUGAUAACACUACACUCUUCUGCUCAGUAUUAGUUAUUUAGCAUCUAUUGCUCCUCUAACGGCCAGAGCAACACCACCUGACGUAUAUUACCGAACGCACACCACCUCCUAACGUUCACUCUGUGGCAGUACCAGCUCUUCGCCCUGAGUCCUGUCCACAACAAUCAAAGGGCAGUAAAGAGAAAAUCAGACUUUGGACUUUUGGUCAGACAAACAGCUGAUCUAGAGACAUCACCUUUUGCUCUGUCCUUUCAUCAUGGCCCUUGCAGGAGUCAGAGUUAUCGAGCUGGCCGGUUUAGCUCCAGCGCCGUUCUGCGGUAUGAUCCUGGCAGACUUUGGAGCCAAGGUGAUCCGUGUGGAUCGGACAAAGGUGGCUAUGUCUUUGGACACACAAGGGCGGGGGAAACGGUCUGUGGCUAUCAACCUGAAAUCAUCAGAGGGUGUCGCUGUGCUCAGGAAGCUCUGUGUCCAGUCUGACGUGGUCCUUGAGCCGUACCGCAGAGGUGUGAUGGAGAAGCUGGGUCUCGGUCCACACGAGCUGCUAAAGGAAAACCCUCGUCUCAUCUACGCUCGUUUGACUGGGUACGGCCAGAGUGGAUCUUUAGCCAGUGCUGCUGGACAUGACAUCAACUACCUCGCCAUGUCAGGCCUUUUAUCCCGGCUUGGUCGCAGUGAGGAGAAGCCGUACGCACCACUGAACCUGGUGGCAGACUUCGCAGGUGGUGGUCUCACCUGCGCUCUAGGGAUUGUCAUGGCUCUGCUGGAAAGGACAAAAUCAGGGAAAGGACAGAUCAUUGAUGCGAGCAUGGUAGAAGGAGCAGCGUAUGUAGGCUCAUUCGUGUGGAAAUCCUGUAGCAUUGGUAUGUGGGACCGUUCGAGAGGACAAAACCUGUUGGACAGCGGUGCUCCAUUCUACGAUACAUACCAGACUUCAGACGGAAAGUACAUGGCUGUGGGUGCCUUAGAGCCGCAGUUCUACAUGCAGCUACUUCAAGGCUUGGAGCUGGACGCUGGAGAGUUACCCCCUCAGAUGAGCUUCAGCGAUUGGCCGGAACUGAGACGCAUCUUCACAGAGCGUUUUGCCUCAAAAACCCAGGCGGAGUGGUCCGAGAUUUUUGACGGGACCGAUGCUUGCGUUACUCCCGUGUUGUCUUUUGACCAAGUCAGCUCACACCCACAUAACAAGGAAAGGGCGUCUUUCAUAAAGGACUCCAGAGGCACUGAAAGCCCCCGGCCUGCACCGGUUCUCUCUCGGACUCCUGCUGAGCCGUUCCUCGCCUCUGAUCCAGGGACUGGAGAACACACAGCCGAGGUCCUGGAGGAAUAUGGAUUCACAUCAGCUGAGAUAGAACGCAUGCGAGCAGCAGGGGUGGUGGAGUGUAAUGCUGUCAAAGCAAAGCUGUAAAGACAGUUACAGCAUUGAAAAGACAUCAGAUUGAUACUAGUAAUUAAUAUGGAUACAAAAACUAAUCAAGAUCAGCAACACCUUGCUGUUUUAUCUGCCUUUUAAAUGUCUGUUGGUUCUGGAUAGACAUCAAACGAAGGUUUUCUUUUGAUUUAAAGCUAAUUCAAACUGAGAAGCUUAGAAGAAAACGUCAUAAGAGAGCAUGAACACUUCUCCAUCUCCACCAUUUGCAUUGAUUUUCUUAUACCAGACAAUCAUGAUGGACCAUUUUUGUCCGAGAGCAAAGCUUUUUCACUCAGUUAAAUGUGCAAGACUUUUUAUUGGUAACAGUGAGAAGUCAUCUGUUGAGCACCAUGGAUUAUAUGGCUGCAACUUUUGUUAGUCAUCUGAAAAUGGUUAUUGAGUGGAAUACCUGCUGCAUCUUUUCAAGUGCUCUUCCUGCCCUUUAAGUGUGUUACUUUGAAAGAAAAACAAUCUUAGGAAAGCUUGAGACUUCUGCAAGUGUGUUGCAAAAGAUAUUUAUGUCCACAGGUGGAUGAAUCACUGGAACAUAAGGCUAUCUGGUACAGCUUUGUUGUUAUAUGUGAAAAUGAAUGAAUGGUAUUAGUUAUUUUCCAGCAAAGCGUGAUGAGAAGGACCUUCUCGUUCACACACGGCAAAAAUCAAAAACUCAACAGGUGUAUUUUUCCUUUUUUCCAGUCAAAAAGCAUCUCUCCUUUACAUUUGCUACAGCACAUAUGCUCCUGGCAAAUCUUAGUAAACACCUCAUGUCAAGAUAUAAAGAGCAAAAAGUAAUCAUGGAAAGAGGCAGUCUUAUUUAUAGAGCACCAUUCUAUAUCAGUAUGCUGUCCAUGGUUUAGUAUGGACAUGUGAGAGUUUUUUUUUCCUGGUUUUGACUUUAACUACUAUUAAACAGGUCUUUUAACUGGCUUUGUUUGAGUGCAGGGAGUCUGUGUGCUGGGAUGGGGAAACUCAUCUCACCAAGUAAACACGCAAUUCAGGAUCUGUUUUUAGACUAGCCAAGCCCCAAAUGUUUUUUUCUUAAAGUCCUGCCCUUCCCAAACACCUUGAUAGCGAGCUUUACCAGAUGAAUGUGAAAUAUCCAUGCAAUGGAUAUAUGAAACAGUCUAUAGCCUGUCAGGUUAGGGGCAGCUGUUGAAUCAAGCUGUCUAGUGAUGUUGCCUAACCUGACAUGCCAGGACUGUUUUAUAUCUCCAUUGCAUAGAUAUAUUUCACAUUCAUCUGGGAAAGCUCCCAUAGAAAGCGUUUAGGAAGGGCAGGACUUUUUCAAAAAAUUCUCAGAAGGUGAUUGGAGGAACGUUUUGUCUGUGACAUUUGUGAUGAGCCAAUCAGAGCAACAAGACAAGAUGACGUUCCGGUACUCUUGAGCUGACAGCCCACCGCUGCUGCAGAUUGUUAAUGGCAGAACUUCUCAGUGGAUAAAAUUGAUGCCAAGACUGGUUGAAAGACGUCCAAAAAUAUCUUCUCUGCCAAAAAUAUCUUCUCUGCCAAGACAAGCUUUCAGAGUGGCUGUUUGCUUUUGUUUUUGAAAUAAAUUCAGUUCAGAUUAAACUGCCACUUUGCCACAGUUUCAUCCAAGCUAACAGCUACUGCAGCAGCAGCCAUUGGAUACACCAGCAGACCCCACCCAUAACGAUUGCAAACCUAUGCGAAACAGAGAGGAGAAGAGGGAAAACAUCUUUUUUUUUUUGUCAUAAAAAGCUUUCAGUGUUGCCCUCUGACCUUGUUUUACUAAAGACAUAUUGUCCUGUUCUGACAAAACUGCUGCUGUGACUGAGUCUGAGCUAAUCACUCCACCAUGUCUUUUACACUUACAUGUUAUUUAUACUGUACUGAUGCAUUGGAAAAUGGAGACAAUGGAAAAUAAUUAUUAUUUUUUGUGUUUUUCUUUAGUAAAAAAAAUGAAAUAUUUCAAAUAAUUAAACUGUCAUUUAAAGGGUUAAAAUCCCAAAAAUGAUUGAAUGUUUAGGAGUUUUGAGCAAGAUUGAAGCUUCUUAAGUGAUUUCUAGGAAAAAAAAACAUAAAAAAUAUUGAUCUAUGAUGAUUUAUCAGCAGUUUGUGUUCGUGUACAUUCCUUGCCUUAAUGGUGUCCAGAGGGUGCCUAAUUUUAAAUCUGAUACACAAUAAAAAUGCUAAUGCAUCAAAUUAGUUUUGUUGCUAAUCUUUGGCAUAGCUGAGAUUCUUAUCACUACUGAAGCCCCAUCCCCCUACUAUUAUAAUAUGAGAAAUAAUUAAUAUUUUGUGUUUCUUGUAUAACUAUAUAAGUAUUAUACACUUAAAAAUUCAACUUUUGGGAAGACGGCAGUAAAAGAAAUGUUCUGUGGCUGGUUUUAAAGAGCUAACAGAUGUAGAAAGCCUUAGCUUCUCUGCUAGUGUGUUCCACAGGAGUUCAGCAGAAACUAAAAGCUCCCUCAUCCUGUUUAGCUCCAAUUCUGGGAACAUCCAAAUCCCUGUUGCGAGUAAUUAUUAAAAAUAGAUGCCAAUUCAGCCAGAAAAAUGGAGAUGUACUUACCAGUCUCAUUUCCACGCACUCAACAAGUAAGGUUUACUCACUGCUUUGGCCCGUUACUGAAAGCAAUUGAAGUCAUCAAAAAUAAGAUACCAGCAGCAUAAAUGGGUUACAAAAGGGCAGAAAAAAGGUCAAAAGCAGUUAAAAAGUGUCAAAUAUGGGUUAAAAGGGGCAUAAAUGGCUUUAAAAAAUGGUUAUAGGUUGGCAAAAAUGGG